Rhincodon typus (whale shark) is the source of this 2451-nucleotide messenger RNA. Its product is annotated as collagen alpha-1(I) chain-like. The transcript is spliced from 3 exons. NCBI's taxonomy places the organism in Eukaryota, Metazoa, Chordata, Chondrichthyes, Orectolobiformes, Rhincodontidae. The record is from RefSeq and is a predicted model, not a curated record. Gene Ontology annotation, molecular function: protein binding. The coding region runs from base 113 to 2413 and encodes 766 amino acids. Gene Ontology annotation, biological process: positive regulation of transcription elongation by RNA polymerase II.
AACGCUCACCUGGCAGCUGCGGCCAAUAGGAAAGCCCCGCGGCGGCAGGGUCCCCGGGGAUUGGCGGAAUGUGGUGUCCCCGCCGGGAUGAAGGAGACGUAGAGCAGAGCCAAUGAGGGAGCUGAACCCCGACCUCGCGGGUUGUGAUUGGUCGUGCGGUUGCAGUGAUGAGAUUGGAUUGAAGAUGGAGGCUUCAACCUCUGGUUCCAAGCUCCCGAGCCCCAAGCUGUCCGUUCACAAGGCAGCAUUUGAGAACCUGCACAGGCAGCAGCAGGAUGAACUGUUCUGUGAUGCCAUCUUGUACGUAGAAGGUGAAGGGAUCCCGGUCCAUCGCUGUGUGCUUGCUGCUUUCAGCCCCUUCUUCCUCCAGCAAUUUUCCAUGCGUGACGCCCACCCCCAGAAGGUGACCUUGGAGCUGCCAGGGCUGAGGGCAGCCACCCUGAAGGCCUUGCUGCGGUUCAUGUACACGGAGCAGAUCCAGCUGCCCCGCAAUGAGACUACAGAGGGAUUCCUGCAGAUGGCGCGGAGGCUGGGAGUCCUCGGUUUCACUGGGAGGAGGGGGACGCCGCCUGCUGCCGAGCCUCCGGGAUCCCACGUUCCUCAAGGGGAGAGUUUGCCCCGUGCACCACCCAAAGCUGCAGUGCUGUCUGGGCAGGGACCGAGCCCGAGUGAAAAAACCCGGGGGUCCGUGACUGAUUCAAGACCUAAAGCCCCCUCUGUCUCCUCCUCCUCCUCUCUGCUCCAGAGGUCAAGGGGCAAUAGAUCUGAAACCCCAGCAAACACACCCCCCUCGAACCUGGUCACCAGCUGGCGGAGGAUGAGGGUCAGCCGUCCCACGCCCGCCCAGACAGCCAAUGCGGGCUCUGUCUCCGGGGCGACUCCCUGCCCCCGGCGACAGUGGAGGCAGAGGCGGGGGCGGUCUGUUGGUGAUCCCGCUCCCCCAGCAGGGGCUGUGACUGACCAACCACCUCGCCUGCCUGCCAGGGCCCCCACAUCCCCGACCAAUCAGCCCACCAGGUUCCAUCUCCCCGGGUCCCACCCGGGUGGGGACGGCCCAUCAGGACCAGGCGGCCCCGAGCCAGCAGGAGUCACGGCAGCGCAGGCAGAUCAGGGGUCAGCCAGGCAGGAGGAGAGCGAGCCAGCCAAGAGCCCGGGCUCAGACCUUGGGGGAGGCCUGGGACCCGUCAAGUUGCCCAGGGAAUCAAUGUCCAGUUCUGUUCCAGCUGGGCAUUUGGACCAGACAGGCCAAAGCCUCGCCCUGCGGGAGAGGCACGAAGUGUCGCCAAAGAGAGGACCCAGUCCGAGUCACUGCCAGCAACCUACAGCAGCCAAGGAUACUCAGCAGGAACUCUGCAGCCCAGCCUGGCCUGAGCAGACGUGCCAAGUGGUCAGCAGCCCAGCCAGGAGGAAAGCAGGGGAGGGCAUUGGACUGGUCUCGGAGCCCGGACUUCCCCAUCCCACCGCUCUUCCCAAGGGGAUAGGCACGGACAAGGAGGAGAGCACCACUGCCCGAGUGGGAAAGAGGUCAAGCUGCCGGGGCACCGCCCCCGAGAGACCUCCAGGCAUUACCAAGUUCAAGCUGCAGAAGCUGACUCACUCCAGUGAAUGGGUCGUCAUUCCCAUUCCAGAAAGCCAGGACCCGGGACAGGCUAGAGGCCAGAAUGUUGGUGCAGGAGAUGGUGGAUGGAUCUGGACAGCAGGGGGGCUGCAGCCUCCCACAGGGAAUCGAGGGGAAGGGAAGGGAAGGAGAGUGGCAAGAAGGAAAUCAUUAAUCAAUCUUACUCAUCCUGUGACUGGCUUGGACAAAAAUGGCCAGAGGCUGGAGGGCCUAGGGGGAGGCCAGAGGCUGGAGGGCCUGGGAGUUGAGCAGAGGCCCCAAGAAGUAGACAUUUCCCAGAGGUCGGGAUUUAACCAGAGAGUGGCAGUUCACCAGACGCUAGGAGGACUGGUCCAGGAUGAGGUGGUGGGCCCUAGUGAAUGUAGCCCAGUUUGUAAUUCCCCCUCUGGCCCAGAACAGACGUGGCCCACCACUGCCACAAUGUUCCCUUGGGAGACCCGAGUCCAGGGAGCCCCUGACCGACCAGAUCAGUGUGGCCUUGCACUGCCGCAGAUCACUGGUCAAGAUGGUGCCAGCCCCACCACUGGUGAAUGGGGUUUUGCCCGGCUUUGUGCCGGGGCUCAGGACGGUAUCAGCACCUCAGCUGACCUGUGGGAAAGUGCCAGGUGGCAGUUUGGAGGUCAGCAUCGGACGGCUGAGGAACCUAUGGUGUCUUCCCCUUCGUCGGAGGGUGAGGAGGUGGACGUCGGUGACAGCAGAGACGUAGGGCUGUUGCCCCUAGUUACAGUGAGGCCUGAUGCCUCACCUCCCCCCUCUACUCCCCUGGGCUGUACUGAGAUCGAUGUUGUCGGGUGAAGUUGUGCAGAACAAUAAAGAUCCAUUUCUUCUUGAAA